GGAGAAAAGGUGGAGUUCUCCGAACAAGCCAAUCGCAAAAGGUCUUUGUAAAUUGAUCUAUGGCCUGUGAUGAUGGAAUUAUCCUUCAUAGCGCGGACGAGCAUUCGAUCAUAUCUGUCGCUGUAGAAGCGCUAAUUCUGAUCAUCUUGAGCUCAUCUCUCAACAUCCUCGCCAACAAUCGCGUCGUGCUCUUUGCAUAGCACCUUGCCACAUCAUUCUGACAUCCAUCAACACCACACAAGAGCAACGCAACAAUGUCUUCAUGGGGAUCAGCACCACCUUCACCUACCAUCCCAGGUAGCCCAGGGCUACUCUCUGAAAAAGCCUCAAUGGAGCGACAAUCCUGGACACCACGCCGCUCCCGCAGCCCGAUCAGAGGAAAACGCGGUCUCGCACCACUCCUAGCCCUCAUGCUCGUAGCUGUCGUCUUCAUCACCACAAUGUCUCUCCGACCACACUACACAGUCGAUGCAGCGGAAUGGAUUCAAAAACAAUCUGCUCAACGCUUCAAGGACGCUCAACUUAAAUUGAAAGGCACUUGGACUGUUUACGAAGAGAAAGAUUUCCCAGUCAGCAAUCCUUUGAUUACUGUCGCUACGACUGAAGAGGACUCCGGGUUGCGACAGACACAUCCUGAAUUGGAAGAGGCGACUUUUGAUCCUUUGGCUCCGAAGCCUACGCCUGAGUUGUCGGUUACUGGACAGCCAGUUUUGCAUCAAGGUGUUGUGGUUUGAGCGACGUACGAUGUCAGUGUCAAAGACACCCACAGCAACAACGCAGUGUGAUAUCAUCACGACUCGACUCCAACGCGACGAACAGGUCAGCGAUUCAUCGCGUCGCCUAUGUGCUCCCAAAAAACCAUUCCUGCACCAGGCGCAUCCUGCUCUGCAGAAGCGAGAGGAGAGGGGGGGCCUAACCGGGAAGCUCCGUUUGGUUCUUCCUGUGGUUGGUUUCGGCAAACUGCACUCCGCAUAAAACGCCACCAACGCAGCUGGCUUAUAUGGGAU
Messenger RNA from Cercospora beticola, 1007 nucleotides. RefSeq lists its product as uncharacterized. NCBI's taxonomy places the organism in Eukaryota, Fungi, Ascomycota, Dothideomycetes, Mycosphaerellales, Mycosphaerellaceae. The record is from RefSeq and is a predicted model, not a curated record.